Caenorhabditis auriculariae is the source of this 24467-nucleotide messenger RNA. The record is from the annotation of a GenBank genome assembly. NCBI's taxonomy places the organism in Eukaryota, Metazoa, Nematoda, Chromadorea, Rhabditida, Rhabditidae.
AUGUCUGUCAGGACCAUGCCCAAAAUUUUCAGUGUUGCUGUAAGUUUCCCUUUUUUGGUUGAGUAGAGUAAUUUUUCAGAUCAUCUCAAACUUUAUUUUUAGGGAAUCGCUUAGCUUCUCUAUUUUCCUUACGGUAAUGGUUGAACUUGAUAGUUCGAAAACAUCGAAAAAAUUAGGAAGUUUAGUUUCAGUUUUUCAGUUUUACGCUACGUUUUCUCAAGAAAGGUUCCAGGCUUCGUUUAUCUUUUAGCUUAAUAGGUUCAUCUUUCCAGUAUAUCGACGUCAUCGUGGGCAAAAACUUCGCCGGGUUGGAUCACUGCAGCCGUACAGCCUUUCUCCGGUUUCUGGACGAGGCACAAGUUUGUUCUGAAACUAUUGAACCCAAGUUCUUUUUCAGGAUUAUUGUUUAAUACGUUUUAUGCUAUAUAAUCAAAGCUAUCAUAGAUGUUAUCAGAGCUCGUUUCUAAUUUCUCAUGGGUUGAAAAUUAUUUUGCUUUCCGGAUAAGUUUUCGUAGUUUGACUGCUGCUGUUUUUCUCUUUUGCACAUUGGCUCAUGCUCCGAGAAAAAAUAAAACUGUUUUGAAAGCUCGUUUUUCCGCUUUUCUAAGCUUCAACAAUUUUUCAUAAGUUUUUAUUUUCCAGAAAGAAUCUCGAAUACCUUAUUUGGAUAGAAAAACGAUCGACUUCAAGUCCCAUACACUGAUCAUUGACCAGCGUAAAGUCGAGAUCUACACUACGCGGACGGUUUCUUUUUUUCUCAAGUUUCCCAAGUUUCAAGAGACCAGCUCUAGAUUCUUUUUUUAAUGAUUUCGGUUUUUUUGAGCUUUUUCAAUUUAACUCAAUAAUUCGAAAAGUUUAUUUUUAAUUUGAAAAAUGCGAAUAAGAAGGGACAAAAGAUAAAAGUAGGAUGUGCAGGGCGAAAUGGUUUUCGCUGUGGGAAUACCGUUGAUCGUUUCGACCGGGGCCCUGGAAGAGAAUGGCUUGUGGCUUUUCACAUUCAACAUUUCUCCAUACGUUGAGAAGCCGCAACUCAGGGAUUUCCUCGUCCUUUCUCUCCCUUCACAGGUCAUUUCUUCGAUUGAUGAAAGAUGAAAGUAUCCAUUUUUAAAUUGAUUUUUUAAAAGAAAGUCAUCAAGAUCACAAAAAAUUGACUUAUUGGCUUAUUUCAAAUAGGUUUUUUUUUGCUACAAUUAUUACAUUCAUAUAUAUUUUAUUGGUUCCCUUUUUGAAUUGAAAUUGAUUCAUCUCGCGAGAUGGUAAACAGUUCUUUGAAGAAUAUUUAUUGUCAGAUUCUGGCAUGUUUCCAGUUGUUGAUUCGUCAUGAGGAGUCGAUGAUCACAGUCAAAAUUGCCAGACAAACGGCUCAUGAGCAGCAACAAGUGUCUUUUUGAGCCCGAGCGAGGUAGACGGGAAAAUAGAACGGGAAACUGAGAGACACACGAAUUACAAUCGGCUCCUUUCAAAACAAAGUUUCGUCUUGAUUUCGUAGGCCGCCCUUGAAGGAUUGAGCUGCGUUCCGAUGUUUUGUUUUCCUCCCGUUGAAUUUUCCUUCCUUGACGUGUAUUACACUUUUGUCCACUUUCUGAUUGCAGAAAGAUGCGCAGAACCUGUCGGAUGCACUCACGGAGACAUUCACGCGGUACGCCGAGAUCGACAGACUCGCAUACCGACGAGUCGGUUCGUUUUCCUUUCCAAACUGUUCUUCUGCUUCCUUUUUUACCUCUUCAGACUCCCAAAUUUUUUUUGCUGUUUUUUCACCGAUCCUUCACUCAGUUUUUAUUGAUUAAAAAAAUCGUUCCACCUGCGUGAAGACUUUUAGAGUACUUAUUGAUACUUUCACUUCUUAUCCUAGUCAAGUUACUACAGAAAAUAAGCGUGCAUUUGAGAAAUUAACUUUUUCGUACUCGCUUGAAUCUGCAGAAGAAAAUGUAUUUUUUUGCCAUUUGUGACGAGUUUUAUGACUUUUUUUUUGGGUUUGUGUGGAAAUUUAAUCUGAGCAUGGCACGCAGAGGCGCAGAGAACGUUGAAAACCACAAAAAUAACUUGCGAAUAACUUUUUUGUCGCAAAAAGGCGUCCUAAGUCGAUUUGUGCUUUAUUAUUUGUCAGAAUCGUUUCACGCAACCCAAUCAUUUGUUUAAUCUUUAUUUUACGACUAGGGACUCUGGAAAAACAAAAGUCCGCGAGUUUUGAAUUUUGUUGACGAUUUGAGACUUUUACGCGUUUGAUCGCGGUCUUUGGGCGCGUUGCAGAGGUGUUUUUUCACUGCGGCCUCUGGCUAUUUUUGCAGCAAAUGGUCUUGUUUUGUACACUUUUUGCCUUCUGGCGUCAGAUCUGUUCCCCGGCGCGUCAAGACACUUUUUAUGAAUUUUUUAUUGCUUUCUUUAUUGCGAAAACUAUUUGGACGCGUGUGAAUAGUUUCCCCCUGUUUGAGAGAGACUGAUAGCUCUUUGAGGUUGUAAAUUCUUUCGUUAUUUCAAAUUUCAUUGCUUUUUUUAUUAAAUAUUUUCGGUCGUCAUCUAAUUAACGAAAAUUGAAAGUUAAUCAUCAUAUAAGAUUUCCUUCUUUCAGACGUUAGGAGAAAGUUCGGGCUUCUCUAAAUUACGAAAAUAAUUGUUUUAAACUUUCUCAAAAAUGAACAUUUUCUUUCUCAAGCAUUUCUCAGUUAAUAUGCCUGAAAAAAAACUAGCUAUGGCGCGCUCAAAAAACAGAUCCGACGCAUGUGCAAAACAUGACUGUCACCAAAAUAACAGAGUAAAGUACCCUUGUCAAUUUCAAUCACCUUCAAAGACUGGUUUCUCAAUUUCCAUUUGGUAUUUUCCCACAUUUUGCUUAUUUAAAAAAAUUUUUGCGAUCUAUGUAGUCUAAUUGUAAGCAAUUUUUCAAAGCUUGUAUUUUAGAUAAUUUAUAAAAACGGUUAAAGUUCACCUAGCCAGCAAUAAUGGGAAGUUUUCGACAUCUAUGAAAACCUCACGAAGGUUUUCAGACGCUUUUUAUUCGCCAAAAUUCUGAAAUAAUAGGGGAUUACUGUUAGCAAUAAAAAAAAACAGUUGAUCAAUUUUAAAAAUCAUUUUGAUUCUUUGAAAAUAGUUCAGAUGUGGUAGUGAAAAAAAAACAUUGCGCAACAUUUUUUUUUCUGAUGUUUUUCAUAUUUUCAAAGAAAAAAAUAAAAUGAAAACUUCUAUCGUUGUUGUUUGUUCUUUUUCAUUUGGGGACCCAUCAUGUACCCUCAAACUUUUUAAGAGUUUCAAAAAUGAUUCUGAAUCAAAGGCAAGAUAAGAGCCGAUGGAAGUUUUGAGAAAAAGACCUUGGCAUGACGGAUCGCGAAGGAAUGAUAUUGACAGUAGUGAUUUGGAUGCGUCGAUGAGUCGCCGUCAGACUAUCUUCCGCUCAAUUUUUUUCUCUUGGUUUAAUUCAGAUCAUUCGACGUAAUAAAUGAAAGAUUAUUGAGAAAAAAAUUUUUAUUUGAAAAAAAGUGGAAGAGGUUUUUUGAAUGUUUCCAAAAUUGGCACUCUGCAAGUUUUUAAAGCACACUUUUUCUGCGCCAUUAAGGGUUAGGUUUGUGAAAAUUUUCUGAGAAGCUUCGAUCUUCAUUAUUAACAAUUAUAAUCAAUUUUUGGCUGAACCAAAGCUUUUUCAAUGACUAUUUUUCCAUUUUGGAAAAUACAGUUUCUCAAAAAAAGGUUAUUUUUUUCAGCAGGAUACUCGGCGCAAGGAUCGCCUUCGAUGGAAAAGUAGGCGGAUUGUGAGGAAAAAAAAGAAAAAAAAAAGAAGUCGUUUUAGUUCAUCUGCAGUUCAAAGAAUCGGAACGCAGUCUUCGCUGUCACACACGACUCUCGUCUUUCCUUCUGAGGUUUCUAGUUUAAAAAUACUCUUUCAAUUGAUUAGUUUAAAGGAAAAUUAUUAGUUUUCGGUAGUCCUUCAAUUUUCCUGGUACCCAACCGCUUCAAUCAACGUUUUUCUCAGUCUGUGUGUCCUCCAGGGACUUUUUGUAUCGUUUAUCCGUCGCACGGCAUUCUUGAAAGCCAAGAUUAUCCGCAAACUUGACACGUGCCAGAAGUAGGGCAGAAAAAGCGGCGAUUUUUCGGCAUAGACGUGUUUUUCGACUCAGCAGCGCGUUGAAUCCAUUCAUUCCAAAUAUAUCCACCCGUAAACAUACUGGCCUUUUUGCCAAUACUUUUGGUGACAACUUCAGAAUACUUUGCUUUUUCCAAGAGAAGGUUCUGAAGGAGAUUCCGAGAACAGAAGUGUCUGAGAAUGAAUAUUUUAAAAUGGAUUUUUUUUGAGCUGAAAAAUUUGUAUUCUUCAUUAGAAAAAUUUCUUUCUCUUUUGUAGUUAAUUGGUUAUCUAGAAACAAGGAGCUGAAAAACGAGUCAUUUCCAUAUAAGAAAACAACGAUCUAGCGAAUACCGCACAUUUUUUUGAGUUUUUCUGAAAAGCUCCCUAUCUGGCAUCUUAUUUUCAGCAUAAUUUUUACAGUUCAUGUUCAAAUGCGAAAUUUCCAAAAAAUGAUAAUAAUUCUUUUUUUUUCAACAUUUCUUUCAUGGAUUUUUCAAAUUUUUUCAAAUUGAUUUAGAUUUUUUUUUUUCCGUUAUAUCUAUAGGAGCCUUCCCUUUGUUCUUUUGUCGACUAAAAAAGUUUUGCAUAUGGUCGAAAACAAGCCGAGUUUUUGUCCCACCCGAAAAAAAGCCGCCCACAGAAAAAUAAAGUUUUGUUGGUUGGUGCUGAUGGUACUGGCACGGAUUUUCACGCAUUUUCUGCGUCGUUGAAACUUAUCGGGCCAACAUUUUCGCCGCUGGCCGCCAUGUGCAAUUUGCUUUGGCCAUCGCUCUCGCCGGCGCUCCGAUCGCCACGUUAAUCCGCUCGUUUCCACAUUUUUCCUUCUAUCGGUGCUGUCCGGCCACGCAAACUCCCUAUUCGAACUUGCAUUUUGGGGUUUCUUUGAUGUAGAGACCUUUUUUGUCUCCCAGAGAGGUUGUCUCUUUCUGCUGCCAUGGUGUUCUUAAGGCAUCGGUUUUUUGACUCUCUUUUUAAUUUCUUGAAAUCAAGUCGUAUCUAGGGGUGUCAGUCUACUUUGUGUUUUGAGGAUUUUUUUUAGAAAUAAGCUGAAAUUUUUUCUCGUUCACCAGCCUGCAAAACUUAUCAGUUUAAGAGCAUUUAAAGUGGAAGGGGUUGGGCCGGUUAACUUGGAUCUGUGGGAGCUUUGGACUUUUUCCAGGUCAAAACUUUCACGGCUUCCACUCAGAGAACGUUUUGGUAGAAAAAAAAGUUUCUCAAAGCUUGGAGUUUCCCAUUCUCAUCUAUUAAGCCGAAAAAAGGUAUGUAAAAGCUCAAAAAAUUUCUGAAAACCUGAUAGUGCGAAAAUAUCCGGUUUGAGAUUUCGAUGAAGCUUUGCUGAGGUGUUAUCGAGAACGCUCUGAUCACAGCCAAUGGGAAUAUUUCUUGGCUAUUGUCUUGCAACUGAGUUAUUUCCUGCUUUCGACAUGGAUUCUGUUUAGCAAAGCAUCUAGAUGUUUUUUAUAUUUAUCAUUUACUUGCGCAUCUUUUCUAAUGCAAUAUCAAAGCCUAAUUUCUGUCGUAUCGAUGAAAUUUUAAGAUUGGUCAGUUUGAAAGUUUCUGCAAGCAUGGUUGCUUUUUCGAGAUCGACAUCUUGAGGAAAGAUGAGUUUCCAGUGGCCAAUCUCAUCGGCUCGUUUCUUCUCGGAACUCCAUUAAUUGCCCAAAAAACUUCUCUUCUCCGCUUUCCUUGCUUUUUGACACGCUUCCCUUAUUAGCGCAUCAUGGUUUUAAUGAACCAGAAAGACGUCUGAAUAAGCGAAAAGGAAAAUUUACAUGCUCUUCAGCUUUUUUUCCCUUCGAAGUGCAGAAAAAGGGAAAGUCUGGCUUUGCGACCUUUUAGAGAAGAUUUGAUUUUGGAACUUAGCAGCUGUCUUCUCAAAUCUUGCUCCUGCAACGUUUUCCGCUCACAGUUCCUCUUUGAAUUUACUUGAAUAGAGAAAACAUUCUGGAUUCUGGUCUGAAGCGAAGGUUGUUCACACCAAUCAUUCGGAAUGGGAACCCAUCAGCUUUUAUGUAACUGUUAUUUGUUUCUUGGUAAUUUUUUGAAUGGACAUCGUUCGCGUGCUUUCUUGCUAUUCGAACAAUUUCCCGCGAAACGUUGCUCUAAUUUUUUCUGAUUGCUGUUAUUGACUCGCGUAUUUGCCUAAGCUCCGAAUAUUACUUUAUUCUGUUAUAUGCGAUUUCCCGCAGGUGUGAAUUACGAGUUUUCUCAUAUUUUUCGAGGGCUUCGAAUGGAAAAAGCACAGAAAGAAAAUACGCUCACUCAAUCAGCGUCAGGCCUUUUAAUGACCUUGAGGGUGUUCCGGGGGUGCAUCCAUCAACCGUCGAGACUCCAUUCUUUAUUCUUUCCGACCGAGCCUCCAAACCUUCUUUUUCUUUGGAUAUUCUUCGCAGAGGUUGUGAUCUCUAUAUGUCCCAUCAGUCGUCGGGUUCUCUUGAUUGUUGUGGCUGAGCGACGUAUCCGUCGGCGGGCAGAUUGAUGCUAACAGGCGGAAUUGCGUCGUCUAUUCUUUCCUUGUCUUCUGAAAUUCUACAUCAGCCACAACCUUUUGACUGAAUUUCAGCUUCAUUUUCAAUUUUCUUCCCGUCUGUUGUUGGAAUAUUUCCUUUUCUUCUUUUUUGUAUGACAGAAAAUCUAAAGCAAGGCGGAAAAAAAAUCUGAAACAAAACGUCAAGAGAAAAUUAGUCAAAAAUGUUUAAGCUAGUUUCUGAUGCCACCAACAAUUGGCGAAAGUUUUAGAAUGAGUUGAAGUUUGACACGAGUUUUCGAAUACUCCAGUGGGAACUCGGAGAAUAGACUACACACCUGCAAAGAAAGAAAACCAACUUUGUUUCUUUUCUCUGCCAUUUCCUUGUGCGACUCGGCCAAGAACUCAUCGGCACUCCCUCUUUUCCUCGUUUCUUCACGCAACUUCUCAACUUCAACCCAACUCUUUUCUUCUCUUUUCUUUCCAGCUUCACUCCUCAUUUUCGCAAUUUAAAUCAAAUCAAGCCAACCACUUCAAUUUACUUUCUAAAGUUCUAGAAUAUUUUUUUAAAAAAAUGGAAAAAAAGCCAAGUUUUGAGUUUUUUUCUCGAUUUUUUCAGCAGCUGGUUUUUGAAUCUUUUUUUUUGUCUUUUCUGCUAUUCUCCUUCUUUAUUUAGAGCUAAUAUUUCAUAAGUUCAGUGAAAGGAAAGUUAUCGAGAUGUUAUCAUUUCGAAAAAGUCAAACCUUAUGAUUUUGAAUACUUUUCGAACACACUUGGGUACUUUAAAAUGGUUGUUUGAUCUGUGUGCUGAUUUGUGUGGGUGAAUGAUAAGACGGAAAAGCUGGCGACGCCUGGAUAUACCUGCGGCGACGUUGAAAUGGAGAACGACGCGCCUUCCGCGACACAAUCGAUCGUUCGCGUCUUCGCAUAUACAUAUACACAUAUAUAUUGCUUGUGUCUCGUUACUCGUGUCCCCUACGACCUCUUCCCAAGAUGCGCAUGCACUCUCAAGAAGUGUCUUUCCUAAUUUCUUUCAUUAUUUCGGCCGACAUCCUCUCAAAAACUGAAAGCUCUGCUCCAACUCACUAUUAAAAACAAACGAGUAUGGCACUUUAUCAAGCCAUUAGUAAUCGAAGAAAAUUAUACGUUUUUCAAAAGAUGCGAAUACAGGAAAAAGAAAUAUUUAAAGGUCAUGUUGGCGUUAGUCCGGGAGGAACGCGUUUUUGGAAUGAUUUUUUCCUCAUUUUUUCAAAUUAAGCUUUAAAAAAUGUUUCUGUGAUAUAAUGGAUAUUUUUUCUUUAACUCAUUUUUUCACCUGUGUAUUAGCUUCGAAAUAAUUAGUUUUUUUUUAAAUUCAGUUUACUGAGCUUUUGAAUAUAGUUGAAGAUUUAUGAUGAAAACUCGUUUAUGUGAAACUCAUGAAGGUUAACUUUCAAAAACAUCUUUUCCUUUUUUUUUUGAACUUCCCAGUAGACGUUGAAUAGAUAAGAUAUGACGCAUCAAGGAACGAUGAAUUUCGCAGUUUUCCCUUUCUAAUUUUUUGCUUUGUUUCACUGUCUUUCAUGCAAAAGCCAACGUUUUCUCACUGGUUUCUGCUUAUUCGAGUUUUUGCUCGCUUGGAGAAAACUAAAUUUUCGACGUAUGUGGCCAAAAAAUAAAACGAAGAUGCAAAUUAAGCGUUUGGCUUUUUUCUGUUUCUCUCGAGGGCUACCCUGAAGCUUCGGACCCGUUCUUCUCAGUGGCGAAAACGCUGCCGCAACUUCUAAUUACGGGCAUUUUGCCGUUCCUCGUCGCUUUUCUCGCCUCUCGUGCCUCUGGAGAUUUUUUGUUUACUUUUUCCUUUGCCAGUAAGUAGGUUUUCGGAUUUUCCGCCUUUUGUUUGAACAAAAGCUCUAGAAACGUUCUUAUCUUAAAAUAUUGGAACUUUUCAAACGUCUCGAUUUUUUUCUCCAAAACUUCUAAUGAAACAUAAUUUUUAAGGGAGAGCUCUUAUUUUGGUGAAAAAAAAACAUAAAUUUUCGCCGACCUACUGAGAUUUUCAUUAAAGAAUUCUCAUGUGGAGGCCAAGUCGAGAAAAACAAAAUUUUUCAAUUUUAAUUGAGCCCCAUCCAUUUGCGGAGCCUUCUCUCAAGCGUUCGGCAGUAUUAGUUAGUUUUAACAACUUAUUUUCAAAUUCUUCUCUUGCAUACCAAAUUUAUGAAAAAGUGGGCUUUCAUUAUAUGGAUGCGAACCUUCUUUCCGUAAUAUCAUCCUCUUUUUUUUUUGCUUUUCUUGUCGAGAAAAAAAAAAGAAUUUUUUCCCGAAAAAAGUUUCGCGUGCUUACAAGCCUCGCGGGACCCGCAAUCAAAUUGCAAACUCUAUUCCUCUCCAUUUUUAUUCUCUUUGUUGUUUUGCUCUGGUGCAUUCAACGCUUUUUAAUGAAUCAGUUCAUUCAAAUAGAAUUCACAACCUUAAGUAUUGAGGCUCUUAUCAAACUUUGGCAUUUAACAUUAUCAUUCUCAUAUCCGUAUAGAAAGGAUGUUUUGAAUCAUUGUACGCAUCUUCUUCUGCUAUCCUUGAAGUUCCUGUCGUAUUUUUUUAUUUUCAAGAUAGUCGCAAAGGCGUGAAGAAAACGCGAGAUAAAAUCUUGCAAACAACCUUUCUUGCACUACUGAAGUUUUAGUUUUCUGAAAACACGCUAAAAGAAUCAGCAAAUAUUUUUUUAUACUAUUUUUCAAACUUUUUUUGUAUAAAUAUGUCUGAAAUUUUGAAAAAAAAAGAUCCUUUAUAUAUUUUCAUAUAUUGAUUUUUAUUUUUUUCGAAUUUUUUUGGUUACUUACCUGAUACGGUAUGAUUUUAACCAUCUGAUUCCUUCGUAAAGUAUUAUUUCAACUUGUUUGACUAGAAUUAUCGAAAUUUUUGAUAAGAAUCAGGAAGUUAUUAAUAAUUUCUGCGUCUCAAACACCGCCUUAAGAGAAGGAAUGUUAGAAUUUUAACCUGAGGGUUUCAGAUAACAUCCUGUCUGGACCAGUCGGAGAAUUGGCAGCUCCGAGUUCUGGUCGGCGGUCUCGCCCAGGGCGACGUCCGUCUCAACGUCUUCACUCAGAAGGUCGUCGAGCUCCUCGGCCCCGCGAGGCUUUCCCUUCUUUCCAGUGAGUCGUCCUCUACUAAUUCUUCCUUCUAGAGUUACUCUGUCUGUGAGGAAACUUCGAAAAACUCGAGUACCCGAACAGAAUUGAUAGAGAUGAGCACCAAACUUUUUCUGGUGCAGAAGUUUUAAAAAAUGUUUCUUAACACAUGAUGCCUGUAUCAUGACCUAUAAGGCAAUUUCUUUGCGAAAGAAUUCCGUAGAAGGAUUUUGAAGCGAUAAUUGAAUAUAUUUGUUUGUUGGUGUGGAGCGCCUCGUCUGCUAAUCAGGAAAAUUGUAGGCACACAGUAUAUCAGCUUAAGAGAGAGAGAUAAGAAAAUUUUGACCUUUUGCAAAAUGAAAGUAUUCGAGAACUUUUGUGAAUUUCUCCGUGUAAAGAGGUUUUGACAUUUAGUUCUAUGCAUGUUCAGACUUUAAUUGUGAUCAUAAUCAUCAAAUAUUCGUUUUUUUAUAUUGAAAAUAUAUAUAAAAUAAACAUGAAAGUCGUUAUGAAGUAUGUCAAUGUAAUUAUACGAUAAUAAUUAUCAUAAUCAUGGAAUAUCAUCAUGUUGUUCUGAGAAUAAAGUAAUUAUUGUUGCAGACAUCAAGCAUCUGCUACGGCCAGUGGAUUGGGCUCACUACGAGAACCUAGUAGACAAGCUUCUCGUGAGGCGAUCUUGACGCUUUUCCGUCUUUUUUCGUCUAACCGCCAUUUUUCGCUCUUUUCUUUCCUCACAAUAAAAUUUUAUAAAGAGCAUAUGUCGUUCUUUUUUCCGUCUAGUUGCUCAAACUAUGAUUAUACUUUCCUUUGUGGUUUCCUUUCAACGUCACCCAAAGCCUCCCUCUUUUUUCCGUUUCUCGCUUUACAGCCCUCGCGUUCACUUUAUCUUCGCUGAUGCGUACUUGGAAACUGAACUGGAACGGCGGUUUUUGCAGAGUUCGCCACGAGCCACGAUUCGACAUCGCGAAGCCGAGUCCGCGCCACUCGAAAACGCGUGAGCAGCGGCAGAUCGUCGAGCAUGAGCUCCGUGAGUCGACCGUCGAGUGGCAACAGUGCCGCAGGCGGCGGCGGUGGAAUCCGCGGCUUCUUUUCCAAACUACGCAAGCCUUCCGACCAGCUCAUCUCACAGGUACGUCUUCUAUCUUUCCCAUCUCUAUCAGUUGAUCUUUUAUGAUGAAUAUGUUUUUAAAUAUAUUAAAAAAAAACCUAGCACCACUAAAUACGACGCAGCGGAAGAAUACGGUUGAUUGAUGUGGUUUUGAUGUGAUAUUAUCAUUUCUUUAGUGGUUUUGUACAGGCAAAAAUUUGCUCUGAGGCUACGUCGUCUAUUGGCUGAUCGUGCAGAGCGACGCCAGCCAAUCAGAAAUUUUUUCUUUGGAGUCAAACUUUAUUUCGCCAAACCCAAGUUUAGACUUAUAAUUAUCGAUAGAUAUCCAUCUGUAGUGAAUAGUUACUUCGAUUGAAAGUUGCGUAAAAUUUGAAAAGAACGAAACUUCUCGAAGUGAUCUAAUUCAUGAAAUUGCUCUCAAAUAGCUAUUAAAAUACUAUUUAUUGUAAUCCUAAUACUCAAGAAGUUUUUUUCUUGAAGUAAAAAAAGUUUGCUCUUGUGAAACAGUAAACGACUUUUUUUGCUAUUGUUUGAGCUCAGAACUUCGCCAAAGUGGAUUUUAGACCAUGGUGUUCCUUCGUUUGCGUUUAAAGAUAGUUUGAGCGUUGACAUUUAUUUUGGAUUCCUUCAAGUUUUUCAAUUUUUUGCAACGUUUUCAGAUUUAUUUAGUUUGAGAGAAUUUUUGGUUUUUCAACGAUUUCUCACAUUCAGAAGGCUAGUCCUCAUCUUUCAUAAACCGCCUCGGCAGAACUUUAAGCGUGCUGAUUGCGAAUCAGUAGAUUAAUCAAAAAACUCGUAUUCUGAUUUGCCUGAGAAAAACAAUGGAUUGAAUUUCCCGUCGGCUAACACUUGGUCGUGUUUAUCAUCUCAAAAACUGGCAAUCAACCAUUCAGUGUUUUCGCCUUAUUUUUUCCCACCAGUUGUUUGGAGGGGAAACUUGAAGGCUCGGGGUUUCGUGAGAACUCUCUUUCCAGAACAAAAAACUUUUUUGACAAAAGUCUGAGGUUUUUUUUUAGUUUUAAUCGCAUUUUCUGCCGAAUCACUCUUUUAUCAGCUAUUGAUAGGGUUCCUGGUUUAAUACUUUUUCAAAACACUUUACUUUUUUCCUCAGUUCCAGUCAACAUCUUUCAACCUUUGUUUCACCUGCUCUGAGGUCUUUCUGUUGGAAAGAGUGAUUUCGUGGCUUUGCAUUUUUUUUUUCUUUGAGUUGAAUUGCAUUAUUCAAGGUUAAGUAAGAUUUUUUGAAAGUUUUAUCAAAAAAUAAAUAAUUUUUAGGCACUCAGGUGAAGUGACUUUUGAGCCAACUCUGGUCAUAUAGUUAAAGAAUUUUUCGGACGAAAUGUAGAAUAGAAAAAGGCUUCUCAGUGUUUUCUUAGAGCCCAAAUUCACUUUUACUCGCUGGAUGUUUCAAAAUGUUCGUACUUCUCGACACGCUGCCAUCAAUCAAUGUCGCAGAUCUUCUUGUUAAGAUCCGUUUGAAAAAAAAAAAGAAGAAGAAAAAAUGUACCGGGAAGUCUCUUUCGAGUUUUUCGUGCCAGUGAAUACGUCAUUCAUAACAUCCUUGUUUUGUUCUGGGAGGUGCGAUCGGAGCGAUCGCUCGAUUUCUUUUUCUCACGGCUUUUUUCUCUUUUUUUCUGAGCUCUCCAUCAAAAUUCACACGCAACAACCCGGCUUUCGUGGAAAAUCAGAUUUAUUUUGGCUGCUGUUUUUUCCGCUUCCGACAAUAGAACAUAGUCUUUCUUAGCUUUUUUUUCCGAUUCAGUUAUACCCGCGUGAAUUUUGCCUACAUUCUCCCUUUUUUCACUCAUUCCGAGGCGAUUCGACGGCUGCCGAUGUGCUGGAAGUUCGACGUUCUACGCGUGUUCAGAAUGGCGGAGGUUGCUCUUUCUCAUUUUUUUACGGUUUUCGAUAAUAAGACAAUGUUUUCGCGUUUUUUUUUCAGCUGGACGCUCUCUUUGAUCUUGAAAGUUUCAGAAAAGAUUUCAAUAAGUCAAAAGUUUAUUGCAAUUUGGGCGAAGGAUUUGUAUUGGCUUCUAGGGCAGAUUUCUUAAUUUUCAGCCGACGCUUGUAUUUCCUCCUCUUUUCUUUUUUCUUCGACUUUUGUCUGGAAAAUUUAAUCAAAAAUGUAAUUUUGGCCUAUAAUGAAUGUAGAACAGAGCAACGGAUUUUCACACGAUACAAAAUAUAUCUUGUUUUCGCUCACUUCAAAAUUGUUUUCGCUGCGAUUUUGGUCUCUGACAAGAUACAGGCAAAAGGGACUUUGUAUUGGAAGUUUUUGAAGAAAUAAAAAAAUAGUUCUAUAACUGCGCGGAAGCGGAGUUGAGCGAGUUUUUAGAAUUCUGUUUUUUUCUAAGACUUAGAAUCUGUUUUUGUUCGAAGUUUUGACACUGCCGAAAUCUCGGUGAAAAGCGAAACAUCAAUGACCAUAGUUGAUCAAUGAAACACAUUCUCAUGGAAAAAAUAGGAAUUUUAGGCAACCGUAAUUUAUUUAAUUUCAAUGCAGGAUUUUAUAACGAUAAAUUAAAAUUUUGCAUUGUACUUUGAAAAUCUAAUAUUAGAUUAUCAGUUUUGGUUCAGCUUCUAACAAACCUUUUUAGAAAAUGAAACGGCACAUUUUUCGGGAAAAAAAAGUGUCGAAGAACUUGGAAUACGCAAUUUUGGCCUUUAGGGAAAAGCUUGCAACAAAAGAAAGCUGCAUUUUUCAUAUUUCGACUGAUGCAGGCAAGAAAGCUCUUUUGACGUCUUGUCAUCGUUUCUUUCUCCUUUUAUAAGCCAAAACUGAUGCGAAUUUGAGUAUUCAAAGUUUUUCUUUCCUUACAAUUUAUUGUUUGGACAGCCUUUCACUCAUGAAGCGACCGAAAAAUCAAGCGAAAAGUGGCUUGAUUUUGUCGCCCUUGGCUGUUACGACCGUCACGUGAAUUCCCAUUUACUGCCGUUCUAUCUCUUCUUUUUCUCGUCUAACGAUUUUGAUUGAAAGUUAAAGAUCAGUUCUUGUGCUCGUUUCACUAUCGAUUUGGAUGAAACAAGUGGUUAUCUGAUGCUCGGGGAGUUCUUGUGAUCACGAUGAAUGCUCGUCGAUCGGUAUGUUUCGCAACGCAGAAAGCGAAAAUGUGCAGCCAAUCAACUAUAAUUACUGAACACCUUGAACCACAAAAUUUUCCAAAUUUUAUGAAAUCAGCUUCUAUGAACUUUAUUGAUGUUGGUAAUCUGGGAAAAUUUGGAAAUGAGGGCAUUUCAUUUUGGAAAAAUGUGUACCGUAAAACCUAUGAUCAUCGAAAUAAUAUUUCGAUCAACCUUUUUCUCUCCGUAUUUCGUUUAUAAUUUUAACAUUUUACACUCAGAAAAACCAAGAUCGCAGAUUAAGCUCAUGGAGAUCCAAGAUUUUUCCAGCACAUCAUCCCUUGAAAACUCAGGAAUUUUUGACGAUUUAUCGUUAGAAAAGUUAUAUAGUUGGUUCUUCGCUGACUCGGGACACACAAUAUUUAAUGAAGGUUCUUAUUAGCGUCUUUGUAAUGUUUUUAUUGAGUUAGCGGCAGGAAAGCUAUAAAAUUUUAUUUCUUGAGCUCGUGAAAGUCAGCGAUUUUCAAGUCAUAGUGUGUGUUUUCAACACGCUAUGUAGUUAAGAGCGUUGAGACUUUUUUUUUAAUUGAAGAAGUAUGAGAAUUCAGAUGAAAAUUUGAGUGUUUGGAAAGGUAGGGCUGAUGGUUGAAUCCAGAAUGGUCGGAGUUGAUAGUAAGGCCGAGAGGUGCGUCGGCGGUCCAUCCGUCAGUGAAUUCGCGAUAUUUCUCGUGUCCUUUCGUCUCUCUGUCGUCGCCGCCCCUCCGCCUGCCGUUGUUGUUUCUAUCUCAUUCGGUUUUUUUUUCCAAACGCCGCACUCCGUCCGUCGGGGCAGCCUUUCACCUAACCAACAGCGCUCCGUCUGGCGAGAAGAGCCGAAGAAGGCCCACGGCAAGAAUACUUUUUCGGGCAUCCGACUUUCCAGCGGCUAGAUCUCUGUCUGUUGAUAUGGUUCACAGUAGUGGCGACGAAGAGGAAAACGACGACUUCAUGGUUCGUUCGCCGUUUCGAGAGCUAGUCUCUCCUUUCAACUUCAAAUUCAAUGGCGUUUUUCACGUUUCCUUAGAAAUUCCACAAAGGAGCUCCGUCUUUUUUGUUCACUUAGUAAAGCUUAAAGCUGCCCUUUUUUGAGAUCGUGAGCCAAUUUUUUACCAACUUCUUUUAAAUUUCAUUUCUACAUUCCUAUUGUUCACAAAAAAUAACAAUAAGUGGAUAUUUCCACCGAAAAAAAAGCAUAGAGAAGAUUUUUGUUUGACCACGUGACAAGACGCGUGCACAGGUGUGUCGAUUUCUGAUCUUUCUUUGAAAUGUUCACAUUCCCGCCAAAAAAAAUCCAAAGCAUUUUCAUUGGUUGAAAUAUUUUAAACUAUAAAGUUGUUUCACUUCAUAAAUAUAAUCUCUUUUUUGUCAAAAAUUUCUGAAUAGGAAGCUAUAAACCCCUAAAGACAAGUCUGCCUUUGGCUAUUUGACCUACUGAUCCACCACUGCAAGAGUCUGACUAAAAGAAGUGCCUCGUAGUUGAUUGCCGCCUGAUCAAACUAAAACUGAAUCUUUUUCGCAGAGAUCGCUUUUUUCCAAAGAGUUUUCCUUCUUUCUUAUCAGUUUACGGCUGCGCUGAGCGUCUUUCUCUCUUCAACAUGAACAUGCCUGCGACUCAGGCAAGUUUAUUGGAAUUUCGUCUUUCAAUGAUUUUUGGAACUGUGAGGUGUUGUAGGGGAACGGGUUUUUUGCUCAUAUAAUCUGUCCACCUCUGUCACAAAAUUUGAAGGCGCAUCAGAGAGGGUUCCGAAGAGUACUCAAAACGUCGGUAUCAAUAUCAAAAAAUCAUUCGAGGACAAUUCUAUCAGUUUUGAGUUUUUGAUGGUUUUCAAAAUAUACCAUUGAGAGAUUUUUUUUAUAAACUUUUUUCUAACGGCUUCAAAUUUUUCAGUGAUUUAUGAUCAGUUUGAAAGACUAAUCUCCAUGUUCUUGGGUGUUGGUAUGGGUUUUUUUUAUUUGCAAGUUUUUUAGGAUCAAUUCCUAAGAUUUUUUUUGCUCAAAACUCGUAGACGUUCAUGGAAGAAAUGUCUUUGGAGCUGCUUUUUUUUGUUCUGUUUUGGAAUCUGAGAACGCUUCGGGCUUUGCCGUCUGUUUUCGUUCAUCAUUAUUGCCUAAUUUCGCACGGUGAUUCGGGUGUUUUCGCCAGCAGCCGGCCCGUUUGUUUUCCACGGCCGCCAAUAUUUCAUUUUCCGCGUCUUUUUACAUUUGGUUACCGACAGAGAGUUAGUUGGUGGGUUGCAACCGGGAUCAACGGAGAAUGCGUCUCAGCUUUUGCUCCCACGAGGCCUUUGCAGCUGUUUGAGCAUUUCGGGUGACAAUGAUCAACGUGGGUCUUCUUCCUCAUUCGGAAUUGGUUUCACUAGUUCUUCUUUCUUGCUCAGGGCUUUCGUUCAAAACUUUUCCAGCCUUUUUUUGUAGUCUCCAAAAUCACGUUUAAUUAGGGAUUUCAUUUGUGGAAGACGGCAGCGCUGAUGAAUGUUGCGACGGCAUUCCUUAAUUUAUGGGCGCGUUUCUCGUGCAAGAGUAUUCCAACUUAUUCGUUUCCAAUUAAGGAAGGGCGCCACAAUCCCUGGUAAUGUCGUUUCGAAUUUGCGUCUUGGCUCAAGGAUGACCUCAGUCUUUUGAGAGCUCCGAAUGCAUUUUCUCCUCUUUAUUUUUUGGUUACGCUCCGUGGACGAGCAAGGCCGGGAAAACUGCGGAAAACAAAAAAACCCAUGGCUUUGUUAACUCUCGACAAACUAAAGCUAUUUCAAUCAUUUUAAUGAGGAACGGAUCAUCAGAAUCACUGGUAAAUUUUUUUUUUAAAAAUGGGUGCGCCUUCUUGGCAGUAGACGUGGAAAAAACAUAAAUGUUCCCAAUUCAGGUUUUUCUGGCAAUUGGCCCACUCAAAUAUGAGAUGUCUCACUUGCUGAUUUUUGGCGUUCGACCUUUUUCCGCAGUCUUCUAGAAUCCAUAUCGAACAUAAGUAUGAAAAAAGAGACUCUAUAAAUAUUUAACUCUCAAAGAAAAAAACGCUCUUCACAAAAUAACUGUCUUUUUUGCAAGAAAAAGUUAGGCGCGACCCCGAGCGUCGGUCAAUUUACUAGAUUCCAAGGGGAACCAGUUUUCUUUUUGUGUUUUUUUUUCCUCUGGGACUAGGAUCAAUUAGAGUAAAAGGUUUUCCCGAAGAAAAUCUCCAUAAUGAAAAGGAAUGUCGCAUAAAAUAUUUAGGAGCCGAAGGCGGAAUUUCUGAAAAGAAAUACGGCUCUAUUUUACAGUUGAUGUGCCUGGAAAAAAGUAAAAAAAAAAUUAUUAGUUGUUUUGGGUUUUCCAGAACUAUUUUAGGAAUGAAAAAAUUUCGCUCAUUUAGGUCAAGUUUUUUUUUGGGAUUUCAUCGUGUAUGAGUUUUACACAAGUUGAUUGAGAAGUUUUUCAGGUGCAGGUCGGUUCUCGAACGUUCGAAGCCCACGAGCUGCAGAAGCUGAUCCCGCAGUUGGAGGAGGCGAUUCAGAGAAAAGAUGCGCAGCUCCGACAGCAGCAAAGCGUCGUCGAGACGCACAUCAAGCGGAUCGCCGAGCUCGAGACCGAGGUCAUGUCCCUGCAGGUUUGGACGUUCCUCCGACCUCAGUCACGGUCAUUUCCAGAGAGAAUGCGACAAGCUGCGGUCCGUCCUCGAGCAGAAGGCGCAGUCUGCCGCGAGUCCUGGGGCUCCUCCUUCACCGAGUCCCCGCACUGAUCAGCUCGGCAACGACCUUUCAAAUGUUCGUUUUGAGCAAAGAAUCAAAAUCAAAAAAUCAACCCCUGGAGUACUAUCAAACUGGAGAAGUGCACUCGCUGCUCAACCUCAAUAUGUUGUUUUACGAAGAACUAAAUAUUUGGUUGUCAAAAAGAGUAGAGGUGCAGAGUCCACAAAAAGAAACGUGUUUUGAAGAAACUCCAACUUUUUCUUUAUCAAUUUGUUAGCGCUUUCAUUAUUUUAUCGAGCGACUACUUCGAAAAACAGACAAUAGCUUAGACUGAUUUUGGGAAAAAACUGUUCUUGCAUUUCCAGUCAAGUUUUUUUUCUCAUCUCUUGAGGUAAAUAGCCUUAAAACAUUUAAUUUUCUCGUGUCACGUUGACAUUUCAACUGUUAUUUUUGAGCUUUGCUGCAGUACUUUUUUUUUACCUUUUUCAUAGAUCCGUGAAAUACUUUUAAUUCAGCAGAAAGCGCCUUUGCCGACGGACACGACGACGCGAGCCAAAAAGCUGGCCGUUUCUGCAGAACCGACCAACUUCGAGAAGCCUGUCACGCUGCAACACUUCAACAAGAGCGCAGGGUGGGUCUUCGGCCUGUCCCAGAAGAUCCAAGGAGACGUGGCUGCAGGUCGAAGCAGAUGAUCCGCGACGCCGUCCACAAGAACGACUUUCUCAAGCAGUUGGCCAAGGAGCAGAUCAUCGAGCUCGUCGAGUGCAUGUACGAAAUGCGUGCCCGCGAGGGCCAGUGGGUCAUCCAGGAAGGCGAGCCUGGAGAUCGGCUCUUCGUCGUUGCAGGUUCCUAUUUCAACCUGAAAAAUUCAUAUUUUAGUUGGAUUAUUUUCACGAAAGAUUCUUUGGUGCUCGAAGAUCAUAUAAAGAGAUUGAAUAUCAGAAAGAAAUCUCCAAAGUGUGUGAGUGUGAACGAACAAAAUUACUUUUCAAUUAAAAAAACUUGAAUUGAUUUGUAAUUUUUCGUUUUUGCAAAAGAGCUUCUAACGAAGAAUAUUUAGUUCAAAUUUUUAAGUUUUUUCAUUAUGUUGCUCGAACUUUUUUGACAGGCCAAAAAUGCGAUUUUCACCUUCGCUAUAUUCGAAAAGUUUUCUGUUUUUCGAAUAGAAAAUCUCAAAGUUUCGUGGUGUUAGUUUCAGGCCCACUUUGAAAAUAAAUACCCCUUAACUAGGUUUCCGCCCAGGAAAGAUCUUCAACUAGAAGUUCUAAGAAUCUCCAACAGAUAUAAAAGUCUUUCUAAUGAUCUUAUUAAGAAGAGAGAAAAUUUGUUUUCAGUCUAAAAUAGUCCAAAAGAUGUAUUUUUCAGAGGGAGAGCUUCAAGUCUCGCGCGAAGGUCAACUCCUCGGCAAAAUGCGAGCGGGAACCGUCAUGGGAGAGUUGGCGAUUCUCUACAACUGCACCAGGUACAGGAUCUUUCACUUCACUUCGUUUUCGACCUUAAAUCUUCAUUAUGGGAAGGGAGAAGCGUCGACUGGAAGGCGCGGUCCUCUUUGUCGUUUUUCACUGACUUUUCUGGCUGUUCCAACUGUGGAGAUUGUGUGGAAGGUGAUAGAAGAAACUGUUUCACCCGCAAGAAGAAUGGUCGAACGACGGGCGUUUGAAUUCGCGCCGCUUCGACUCUCUUCAGGGCCAAAUUUCGUCUUCAGUCCCUUUUUUUGCAUUACGGCUGCCAGUUACUCGCUUCUUUGAUCACGUGCUGACCGCUUCUGUCUUUCUCGCUGCAAAGUUUGCAUUUGUCCACGACAUCAGACCAACUUCGAGGUUUUUGAUGGAAGACUUCUUCUGAAACUGACUUCCCCUGCUCUACCAGUUAUAUUCUGUAAAAAAAAAAAUGGCGUGCGUCUCUCUGAAUAGCCAGGCAGUGUCGAAGAUCUUCGAUUCGUUCUGUCGACUGGUCAGCUGGCGAUCCGAGGGUCAAGAAAGCAAGGAGAAGCGCAGAAGGAAACGCGUCGGCAGAAAAGUUGUUUGUUCCUCGGUGUAGGUUUUCGGUCCCGUGAUAAAAUUAGUUCAGUCCAGCCCUAUCUCCUUUUUUUUUCUUUCCGAGCGGUUUUGCUGAUUGCUGCGGUCACUGCGAUGGAAAAGGUCAUCAAUCAGAACUUUUCUGCAAUCAAACAUGAAAGAGACACUUAAUUUUUAGAGUUCUUCUUGAAACUACACUGGAAAAUAUCAAAGUAGCCUGAAACAAAAGUUUGGUUUUUAGUCUUUGUCAGUUUUCCUUCGUCAUCGGUUUUUUGAAGUACGACAAGGUCAUUUGUUUUAGCGCCUAAAAACAGGAAAAGAAAGGGAAGUGUAAACAAACUUCAGCAAGAUGAAUUUUUAGAUUCAGAAAAUUUUUAGUUGAGUUCAUAAAACGCGCGAACGGGAGUAGUCUUUCAAAAAAGAAAUUGUUUGAAUGACUCAACAAUUUUCAAUCUUAUCGGAAGACCUUUUUUGUCAGCAACGCUCAAUUAGAAACAACGAGAGUUCUUUCCAAAUCAGAGGUUGAAGGAUGUUUUUUUUUCCUUUCUUCUAACACAAAAUGUAUGUCUACAGACCAAAUAAAACUUCUGACAAUGCUGAUAAAUCGAUAUCAUUUUAGGACGGCAUCCGUACAGGCGUUGAGCGACGUGCAACUAUGGGUUCUCGACCGGAGCGUCUUCCAGAUGAUCACUCAGCGGCUCGGAAUGGAACGUCAUGCUCAGCUUAUGAACUUCCUCACCAAGGUAUAGCGAGAAGGGAACUGUUGGAAGCAGUAACAAUGUCCUUCCCUCAGAACCUCUUUUUUAAAAGUUUGCACCGGAAAUGAUUGACGAGAAAGACAUUCGGGGAAGAACUGAUAACAUCUCUGGUCUUGUUACGCAAAUGAACAGGUGCGCCGGCAAAGGAGAUCAGCUGUGCAGGACAUUCUGUUUGCAUUGGAAAAAGACGACGGGAAAUUGGGAACGAUUAAGCGUCCGAGACCGCUCCUCUGAACUGUCGAUGAAUCAGCAGACCCAUUCGGAAAGCUUUUUUCUUGCCCAAAAUGAAUCUCUGCUAUGUGGAGUAACUUUGGAGACACUCGGUUCUCUCUGCUGCCAUCGCCUGAAUUUGUACGGAUUCUGAGAUUGAUAUUUUUCACUGCUUCUAACUAUGACUAUGUUUCAUCCAAAAUAACUAUUCCUGCUGUCGGAAAAAAAAAAAUCUACACCUUAGUUUGGGAGAGUUUUCCUUCUCAUCUUUUUUGGUUUUUGGAAAAGAUCUGCAGUUCUUCAAGUGGAGGUCUGAUCUCUUAGUUUGAGUCUAUUUGUGUACUUCCGCUGACGUGAUGGCGACGAAAAGCCAUUCCAAAACGUGUCGGAGGCGCCAGUCUGACUGAUAUUUCCGACUUUUGUGACGAAUCGGUGAGCGAAGAGAGAUGUCUGAAGAAUUGUCACGUGUCCGAAAAGACACUAACAGUUUCGUUCGAAUCCAAUGGUUCUGAGGGUGGGAAAUUCUUUCAGGAUUUUUUUAUCCCUAUAAGCUUCACUAUGAUAUUUCUCUCAGGUUGCCAUCUUCGAAAACUUGCCAGAAGAUCGGAUAUCGAAAAUGGCAGAUGUCAUGGACCAGGACUACUAUGGAGCCGGCCACUACAUUAUUCGACAGGGAGAAAAAGUUUUUUAUAUUUUUCUUCCUCUGAAAUCAAGCCGACUUUCAAGGGCGAUACGUUCUUUGUGAUCAACUCAGGACAGGUCAAAGUGACGCAGCAAAUCGAAGGCGAGAAAGAACCGCGAGAGAUUCGAGUCCUCAACCAGGUAACCCCAGGCAUUUCACGUGAAAAUUCAAACCGAGACAGAAAUAAUUUUUGUUGAAUUCGCCUAUUUGAUGUGUUCAGGGAGACUUCUUCGGAGAAAGAGCCCUGCUUGGCGAAGAAGUCAGAACGGCCAACAUCGUCGCCCAAUCGCCUGGUGUCGAAGUCCUCACACUCGACAGGCUCGUACACUUUUCAGAUUCUCAUUCGCGUUUUCCUUCCCCUUCUGAUCUUGUAUAUUUUUUCAGGGAGUCGUUCCUGAAACUGAUCGGAGAGCUGGAAACGUUGAAGCGAGACUACGGAGACAAGGAACGACUAGCGACAGUGAUCCGAGAGCCGCCGAGUCCUGUCAAGGCAAGCCUUUUCUGAAUAUGAGUAACCAGGAUUCUCUGCAGGACGACUUCCGAGAAGAAUACGCGAACGUCGGAUUGAAGAACAUCAAAAGAUUGGCGACCUUGGGAGUCGGAGGCUUCGGUCGCGUUGAACUGGUUCGCAGCAGUUUUUAUCAACCAUUUAGUUUUUUCAUGUACUCGCAAGAAAAGCGUUUUUGUUCUUACUUUUUUUCUGAGAUAUUGUAAACUUUUCGGAUAUUCAGUCGAAAUAUGACGUUUUAAAUUUCGCGCGCUCUCAAUUUAGUAUAACAAAGAAAGAUUUUUGACGCCUUUAAGGUUCAAAAUUUGGAAAUUUAUUGUGGCCUGGUAUUAAGAGACCUCAAAGUGCAUCUUUGAACAGAAUAAAAGUCUUCGGUUCCAACAAAAUUCAAUAUUGUUCUGAAUGAAAUCUUUGAAAUUUUGAAAUCUCCCACUUUCAACCAAAAAUGUUCCAUUUCUAAUCCAAAGCUUGGAAGUUGGAAACUUUUUUUUUGAACGUUUAUUACGUCUCCCUGGUUUCAAAGGCCAAAGCUGGUUAGAAAAUGAAGUUUGAACCGGAAUCUUGUUGCAUUAACUUUGAAAUGUUUGAGGCUGAAACAAAAGGAAAGGAUUAAUUUUGAGGUAUGCGUGAACGGAGACAAGUCGACGACGUUCGCUCUGAAGGCGUUGAAGAAGAAGCACAUCGUGGACACCCGGCAGCAGGAGCACAUCUUCGCCGAGAGGAACAUCAUGAUGGAGACGAGCUCCGACUGGAUCGUCAAGUAAUUCCGGCUGCGACGUCUUCUGAGAAAACUCUCACGUCUUCAGGCUCUACAAGACCUUCCGAGACACUAAAUACGUCUACAUGCUGUUGGAAGUUUGCCUUGGAGGAGAACUCUGGACAACUUUGCGAGAUCGAGGUUCAGAUUUUUUUCUCAUUCUUGAAGAAAAUAGAAGUCACGUCGAUUGAGUGAAUUACAGUACCAAUUCUGUGAAAUAUCAAAUUUUAUUUCACAAAAAAUUUUAGAAAUAUGAAAUUCGCAUAACUCAUAGUUGAGAAUUAGAAACUCAAAAAAGAAUCACGAAAUUUGAAGAAAAAAGGGAAACGCCCAGGUAUAAAAAACACGCCGGCCACAGAAUUUCAAUUUGAUGGUGAAUCACAAAAAAAGUAAUUUUUUUUCGCAAGCAAUGAAUCAGAGAUUUCGGUUCAAAAACUUUUUUUUCUACUUUUUCAGCUUCGGAAAGAUAAAAGAACUCCCAUGUGUCCUAUUUUUCUCAGACAAAUCUCCAAAUGUCGGAAGUUCACGGCGCCUAUUUUUAGAAAAACGAUUAGAUUCUUCGUUUUAAACGAAUCUAUUUAGGCGCUUGAGGCUUUUGUUAAUGACAUGUUCUCCAAUAAUAAAUUUUUUUUUCUUUUAAUGGAAAUUCGCGUCAGGACACUUUGACGACUACACGGCGCGGUUCUACGUGGCGUGUGUGUUGGAAGGCCUCGAAUACCUGCAUCGGAAGAACAUCGUCUACCGAGAUCUGAAGCCGGAGAACUGUCUCCUCACCAACACUGGAUACCUCAAACUCGUAAGUUUCUGCGUUGAAUUCUUCAACUUUUCGUCUCCCAGGUUGACUUCGGUUUCGCCAAAAAGUUGGCCAGCGGAAGGAAAACUUGGACAUUCUGCGGCACUCCUGAGUCAGUUCUUCUUUUUCCUUGCUAAUAAAGAGUUAUCUUUUUUCAGAUAUGUCUCACCCGAAAUCAUUCUCAACAAAGGACAUGAUCAGGCUGCCGACUACUGGGCCCUAGGUUCCUUUUCCAUGGGGACUUUCAAAGAAAACAGUGAUUUAAGGCAUCUACAUCUGUGAGUUGAUGUUGGGUCGACCGCCGUUCCAGGCCAGCGACCCCAUGAAGACGUACACGCUCAUUCUGAAGGGAGUCGACGCUCUGGAGAUCCCCAACAGGUCAUUUUCGCAAGAAAAGUCUUUCUUUCUAAAUGAUCAAAGUCCAACGUUAGAUUGAUUCUUGGCUGGUUCUUGAUUCGAAUAUAAAAUGGAUUCAUUUCCAACAAAUUAUGCGAAUUUUUAGCCGGGAAAUAUAAUUUCAAAACAGAUCUAACAUAAGCUGUCAAAAAAUCUGAAGAACUAAAAAUUUCAGAACUUUUGCACCGGAAGUUUCACUCGGAAAGAUUCUAGGGCCAGAUAGACUUUUCGAUUUUUCAGACGGUAUCGGAAAGAUUUUUCAGACGGAUCGGAAAAACGGCGACGGGCCUGGUGAAGAAGUUGUGCCGCGACAACCCGGGAGAACGUCUCGGCUCGGGCAGCGGCGGCGUCAACGACAUCCGCAAGCAUCGCUGGUUUAUGGGCUUCGACUGGGAAGGACUCCGCUCCCGAUCUCUGAAGGCUCCUAUCUUGCCCAAGGUUCAUUCUUUCUUUUUCUCUCAGAAAAAAAGAACUUCGAAGCUACUUAGAUCUUUAGUAAUAUGAGUUGAGGUAGGUUUUAGUGAAACCAUUCUUCGUUUUAUUAAGAAAGGUCUGAAAAUACUGUUUCCCGAUAAGCUGUGAGAAAAUUUUUGAUCUAGCUUCAUUGCGAAAGCACAGUAUAUUUCGAAAAAAAGAAAAAAAUGAAAAAAAGGAAUUAAUGGAAUUAAUUUAAUUUAAUUUUUUUCAUUUCAAUGAGUUCUCUGUUUCUUGAAAAUCUGCCUUCCUCAUAGACAAAAUUUCUGUUUCAGGUAUCGAAUCCAGCCGACGUGACCAACUUCGACAACUAUCCGCCAGACACGGAUGUUCCACCGGACGAGUUUUCCGGCUGGGACGAGGGCUUCUAG